GCAUGAUUUGCCUUCAGCAAUCUAGUUACUGAAUCAAUUGCUCGUUUAUCAUAUUCUCAAGAUCACUUCCACUCUCGAUCCCCAAAGCUAUACUAGAAGUAUACGCGCUAGGACCGCCGGCGAUAUUGUUCACUCGGACAACCAUGGAUUCCACUAGUAACUCACAUGCUGCUGGACCUGCGCUUCCCACUCUGGCCCACAAUUUGCUGUUAUCCGAUGAAGCAAGCAGCAGUUGUCAGCAGUCCGUGGACGACAUAGAUUCGAGUCAUCCGCCACACCAGACAGAAUCCUGGAACCUCUACGCAGAUAUCAAUGCUGGAUUGCAAGCAUCCCCGGAGAGUGCAUUCCGCGCUGGCUCAGUGAUCGGUUUCUCGCGGCUCCGAAGCGAGAACAACGAGAAUACGGAAGAUGAUGAAUGUUUAAGCCAGCUUCCUCGAGCCCUCCUCACAGCCCACUUAGUUCGCCAAGCCCAAACACUCAACGCACCCAACUCAACGGCCGUCUAUAUCGUCCACCCAGCCACAUUCAACCCCUUCUCCCCCAGAAGACUCCUCGCCUCCCUGCUCAACACCACCACCACCACCACCACCAACCGCCAAGUCUUGACACGCGACGCCGCGAUCGCCUGCCUCGACCGCGUCCAACUCUUCCCCGUCUUCGACCUCCAGGCCGCAUUACAAGCCAUCCACGAAAUCAGCUCAGCCGUAGCAUCAUCCGCCGCGGGCCGCAACUCCCUGCAGCCCAACAAAGCCAUCGUCCUCGUCGCCGGCCUCGACACCCUCGCCGAGGGCGUCGUGCGCACAUCCAACGCCGCGCGAGGCGCGGCCGCCCUGACGGCCGCCCUACGGACAUUAACACACCUGACCCGCACUGGUCCUGCAGCGGUGUCGGUGCUGCUGGUCAAUACGAGUGGACUGGGGACAGCGGCCGCCAAUGCUGACUAUGCGAGUGGGUCGAUCGCAAUGCAGGAUGAGGCCAGCAGUCUGGAAAGUGGGGUUCGGUCUGCAUUUGGCGCAAAUGGGGCGAGCCUAUUUCCGAGCUUGUUGAUGCGGACGUUGGACCAGGGACUUGAUACGCAUAUCCUAGUGUCGACUAUCAAGGGGUCGGGGGUGGUAGUCGAGGUUAUCAAGGACCGGUUGGGCGAGGGGAUCGGGAAGUGGUGUGUUUGGAAGAGCAUUUGAACACUACUCGGUGUCUUUGUCAAUUCAUGCUACGAUAAUGUCGGAAGUAACGAUGGCAAGCAAGGUUUACUGGAAGGAUACGAAAUAACAAGAUGCAAAUGGUCUAUCAUCAUUCAUGGGGGGGAAAUGGUGUCAAAACUAUUAGCAGAUGUUAAGCAACCACACACAUACACUCCUAGAACCCCAUAUUCCUCUAUUA
Molecule: messenger RNA, 1380 nt
Organism: Aspergillus fijiensis CBS 313.89
Lineage: Eukaryota; Fungi; Ascomycota; Eurotiomycetes; Eurotiales; Aspergillaceae
Exons: 3
Coding region: 144-1181 (345 amino acids)
Source: RefSeq, a predicted model, not a curated record